AUGUUUUUAUUGUUUGUAAUACAUGGGAUAAUAGCAAAAACUUUAUUGAAGGAGACUAACUCUUUAUAUGAAGAGUGGAGAUAGAAAGCAUAAGAUUUAGUUACUAGAACACCAAUGGAAAUGAUGAGAUAAACAUUAGGAUUAAGAAGUUUAGAUUAGGAUAAUGAGGAAUAGUUUGAUGUUCCUGUUAUGGAUAUGAAUUUAAAACAUUCUAGAUUAAGUAGAAUGAUGGAAGAAAGUGCAUCAUAGAUUCCUGCUACUCCAGGUUCAAAUAUCACAAUUAAUGAAUAUUAAAGAUAAGGACCAUUAGUUCCAUUAAAAUGUUAUCUUGCACAUCCUAUUCUUAUUAAUGUAACUUAGCAUUAUUGUUUUAAAUAAAGAGUCACAUAUGUUUAAUAUUAAGAAAUAAAGGCUAAUAAUUCAGCUAAUUGUACUAUUCGUUAUAGAUUACAUUAUGGUUGUUUAUGUCCUCCUGAUUUCAGUGGAGAGUAUUGUAAGUUUUGGAAUCCUAUUAUAUGUGAUAUAGAAUAACCAUCUUAAAAUUGUAAACUAUUGGUUGAUGAAAAUUAUUAUAAUAACAAAAUAGAUGGUAAUCCUCCUUGUAAUCAAUUUAGAAGUCAUGAGUUUACUGAGGUAAAUUUAUUCAAUUUAAAUAGAAUGUUAGAACUGUUUGUUAUAACUAUUUUUAAAAUCUAUUGAAUCGUACUGUAUUUCAUCCUGAAGAGAAUUAUACUGUAAUAUGGAGUAAUUAUACAAAAGGAAUUAGUGCAUUAUUACCUUAAUAAUAUAAAUAUUCAGCACCAAUACCAGAAGAUCCUAAUGAUCCUCAAUAAUAUAUUUAAUAUGCAACAGCAUCAGAAGAAGCAGAGAUGGAGUAUUUCAAAUAUGCAUAAAAGGAUUGUAUUGGAGCGGAUACAAAUACUUUAUGUAGUUCAUUCUUAUUUUCUAUACAUCCUUAUGUAAGUUUUAUAAAUUGGACAUAUUUAUCCAAAUCUAAAACAAUUGACAUAAAUUAUAAUUUAUCACUUGAACAAAUGUAAGGCAAUACAAACAUUUAAGUGCCUAUUCAAAUUAAUGAUACUAAACCACUUUUUGGUAGAUAUUCUAUUGAAAUUGGAUUCAAAUUAAAACUAUAUGGAUUUUAUUAAUUCUAUCCAACUGAAAAUAAUGAAACAGAUUUAAAUCGUUCCAAAGAUUAUCUUCCACAUAUGAAACCUAAAAUAUUAUUUUUUGAAGAUUAAUUAUAUGAAGGUAUUAUAAUAAAUUUAUUAAGAACCUACAAAUUCUGAUAGAUCAUUUGGAAGAAGUAGUAGAGUGGGAUUAAUUAUAGCAAUAGCAAUAUUAAUAGCUGCAAUCCUAUUAAUCUACAAAUACAGAAACACUUUAGCUGAAUGUUGUUUCCCUCGUAUCGAUAGAGUUAAUCCAGAACAUUAUAAUCGUUAAAAAGGUUGUUAUGAAAAAUAUUUUGAUUGUUUCAAAUCUAAUUAAUCACUAGAUUAAGUACCUGAAUCAAAUCCUUAACAGUAAAAUUAAAGCAUAGAAUGA
Molecule: messenger RNA, 1545 nt
Organism: Paramecium sonneborni
Lineage: Eukaryota; Ciliophora; Oligohymenophorea; Peniculida; Parameciidae
Source: the annotation of a GenBank genome assembly